AAAAUUAUUCUCUUCAGAAAUACAUUUGAACAAAAAGUCGAGCAAGCCAGUUAUUUUUGCGUGGGUGUGUUCUUUUGCACACAAUUACAACCAUUACGGUAAGACGUGAAGCUCCCAUUCUCUAGUUUUCCCGUUUUCCCGGUGGCCGUAGAGUGAGUGGAAUUCGCUGGUUGCCUGUCUGGGAAUUUCGUUCAAGCACAUCGAGCGGCCACUGCCAUGGCUGAACGCCGCGCCUUCGCCCAGAAGAUAAGCAGGACUGUGGCAGCAGAGGUCAGGAAGCAAAUAGCGGGUCAGUAUGGGGGCUCACCGCAACUCUUCAAGAACCUCAAUGCUGGGACCUUAACAAGUAACACAGUUCCACUUACAGAGGCAGUCGAGCCAGUGGAUUUCGAAGAGUACCUCAUCACUCACCCUCCAAUUGUGGAGUCAGGACCCCUUAGAGAUUUGAUAGAGUUUCCCCCAGAUGACAUAGAGGUCAUCUACACACCCAGGGAAUGUCGAACAGUAGUACAAGCCAUCCCAGAGGAAGGGGACACUGACCCUCAUGUGAGAGACUGUGUCAGAUCUUACACAGAGGACUGGGCAAUAGUCAACAGAAAAUACCACAAACUUGGCACAGGUUUUAACCCUAAUUCGUUGGAUAAGCAGAAGGAGCGCCAGAAGGGGUUGCCCAAACAAGUGUUUGAGGCUGAUGAAUUACCGGACAGCAGUGGCUACCAGGAUGACCAGGAUGACCUUAAACGACGGUCGAUGUCCAUUGAUGACACCCCUCGGGGUAGCUGGGCUUGCAGCAUCUUUGACUUGAAGAAUUCCCUCCCGGACUCUCUCCUCCCACAUCUCCUUGAUCGUGCCCCCAAUGAAGAGAUUGACAGACACAAUGAAGAUCAACGCAAGACCAACCGCCAUCGGGAACUCUUUGCUCUGCAUCCAGCCCUUGAUGAGGAGGACCCCAUCGAGCGGCACUGUGUGCCUGAUGUUCCAAAAGAACACUUUGGCCAGAGGUUACUUGUCAAGUGCUUGUCCCUGAAAUUUGAAAUCGAAAUUGAGCCCAUAUUCGCUAGUUUGGCUUUAUAUGAUGUCAAGGAAAAGAAAAAGAUAUCAGAGAAUUUUUUCUUUGACCUGAAUUCCGAGCAGACGAAGGCAAUGUUGCGUCCACACAUUCAAACUGCAGCCAUUUCCACUUUAGCACGCUCAGCCAUAUUCUCAAUCACCUACCCCUCUCAGGAUGUCUUUCUGGUCAUCAAGUUGGAGAAGGUGCUACAGCAAGGAGAUAUUGGGGAGUGUGCGGAACCUUAUAUGGUGUUUAAAGAAUCUGACGCAAACAAGAAUAAAGAAAAAUUGGAGAAACUCCGUAGUCAAUCUGAGCAAUUUUGUCAACGCCUUGGCCGGUACCGCAUGCCCUUUGCUUGGACUGCCAUCCACUUAAUGAAUAUUGUCAACAGCGCCGGCAGUCUCGAGAGAGAUACUGAGCUGGAGAUGAGCCUUUCAGAGAGAAAGGGAUCAUGGUCAGAACGACGGAACUCAAGCAUCAUGGGAAGGCGGUCUUUGGAAAGAACCACCAGUGGAGAUGAAUCAUGUAGUCUGACUGGUUUUAGACCUGCCACCUUAACCAUCACCAACUUCUUCAAACAGGAGGGUGAUAGGCUGAGUGAUGAGGACUUAUACAAGUUUCUUGCUGAUAUGAGAAGACCUUCUUCAGUGUUGAGGAGACUGAGACCCAUAACAGCCCAGUUGAAAUUGGACAUUUCUCCAGCUCCAGAGAACCCCCACUAUUGCUUGACACCUGACCUCUUGCAAGUUAAACCUUACCCAGACAGUAGAGUGCGCCCCACCAGGGACAUCUUGGAGUUUCCUGCCAGGGAUGUAUAUGUGCCAAACACUACAUACAGAAAUCUGCUGUAUGUGAACCCGCAGAGUCUUAACUUCGCCAAUCGCCAAGGCUCAGCCCGCAACAUUACAGUGAAAGUGCAAUUCAUGAAUGGAGAAGAUCCGAAUAAUGCUAUGCAGGUGAUAUUUGGGAAGUCAAGCUGUGCUGAUUUCUACAAAGAGGCCUAUACGUCGGUGGUCUACCACAAUCGAUCCCCUGACUUUCACGAUGAGAUCAAGAUCAAACUCCCUGCCUCCCUAUCGGACCACCACCACAUUCUCUUCACCUUCUACCACGUCAGCUGCCAGCAAAAGCAGAACACGCUGCUGGAGACCCCUGUGGGAUACACGUGGAUACCCAUGUUGCAGAAUGGACGUUUGCGGACUGGGCACUUCUGUCUUCCUGUUUCUCUGGAAAAACCACCACAGUCCUACUCUGUACUUUCACCAGAUGUUCCUCUCCCAGGAAUGAAGUGGGUGGACAACCAUCGUGGGGUAUUCAAUGUGGAGGUAGUUGCCGUUUCAACUAUCCACACACAGGAUCAGUACUUGGAUAAGUUCUUUGCAUUGGUGCAUGCACUGGAUGAGCACAUGUUCCCAGUCCGGAUAGGGGACAUGAGAAUCAUGGAAAACAACUUGGAAACUGAGCUGAAGUCAAGUAUAGCAGCACUCAACUCUUCCCAGCUGGAGCCAGUCGUUCGAUUUCUUCACCUUCUACUUGACAAAUUGGUUUUGCUUGUGGUUCGACCUCCAGUCAUUGCUGGACAAAUCGUCAAUCUUGGUCAGUCAUCAUUUGAGGUUAUGGCAGCCAUUGUAAACCGCCUCCAUAAGUACCUGGACACCAGCCAGGACAUGCAUGGCCGCAACAGCCUGCUUUCUUCAUACAUCCACUAUGUCUUCCGGUUGCCCAGCACUGACCCCAACUCUCCUUCGCCAGAUGUCAAAUCUACCUCAACAGGCCCUGGAGGGCUUGGAGGUUCUGUUCACUAUGCCACCAUGGCCCGCUCAGCUGUUCGGCCAGCCAGCCUUAACCUAAACCGCUCUCGUAGCCUUAGCAACAGUAACCCUGACAUCUCCGGUACGCCCACCUCUCCUGAUGAUGAGGUUCGCGCCAUCAUCGGUAGCAAGGGCUUAGACCGGUCCAACUCGUGGGUUCACACCAUGGGCUGUAAGAGUGCCCCUUGGGGAUCCAGCCCUGGGUCUGCUCCAGAAACCAUGCAGGCCAUGGAGCGCUGUGGCAAUCGCAUGUCUUCGCACACAGAGAGCGCCAGUUUCUUGCAAACUUUAACGGGACGAUUGCCCACAAAAAAGCUCUUUCACGAGGAGCUGGCUCUCCAAUGGGUGGUGAGCAGUGGAAGUGUCAGGGAGGGAGCUCUACAACAGGCCUGGUUUUUCUUUGAGCUUAUGGUGAAGAGCAUUAUUCAUCACCUCUACUUCGCUGAACGCCUCGAGUCACCCAGAAAAAACAGAUUCCCGGAGCGCUUUAUGGAUGACAUCACAGCGUUGGUCAGCACCAUUGCUGGUGAUAUUGUAUCACGUUUUCAGAAGGAUCUGGAGCUGGUUGAGCGACUGAAUACAAGUCUCGCUUUUUUCCUCAAUGAUUUGCUCUCCGUCAUGGACAGAGGCUUUGUCUUCACCCUUAUCAAGGCGUACUGGAAACAGGUGUCCACAAAGGUUUAUGCUCUGCAAAACCCGACAUUAGAGUCUCUCAGGCUGGAUUUCUUGAGAAUAGUUUGCAGUCAUGAACACUAUGUCACCCUCAACCUGCCUUGCAGCUUGCUCACGCCACCUGCUUCCCCAUCACCGUCUGUCUCUUCAGCAACUUCACAGAGCUCUGGGUUCUCCACACAUGUUCAGGACCAAAAAAUAGCAAACAUGUUUGAACUGUCCGUGCCCUUCAGGGAGCAACACUUUAUGGCUGGGCUGGUACUGUCAGAACUGUCUGUGAUACUUGACCCAGACAAUGAGGGGAUGUUUGGCUUGCAUAAAAAAGUGGUUAGUGUUGUCCACAACCUAUUGUCCAGCCAUGACUCUGACCCGCGCUAUGCAGAUUCAGAGGUCAAAGCCCGAGUUGCUAUGCUGUACCUUCCUUUGAUUGGCAUUGUCAUGGAGACCCUGCCGCAGCUCCAUGACUUCACAGAGUCCCUCAACCAGUGGGGUCGAUCAGGUGGCGUGCAGGGCACCACUGUCUGCAGCAAUGGGGAUGAUGCUGAGGCAGAGGGAAACAACAUGAUUAAUCAGACUGUUGCCAUGGCCAUAGCUGGCACCACUACUACCUCGCCAAUGUCCCGACCAAGCAGCUUCUUGUUGAAUUCGCAGGCGAAUCGUCAGCACGGAAGCUUCUCGGCCGAGUCAAGUCGCAGUCUGCUCAUCUGUCUGCUGUGGGUGCUUAAAAAUGCAGAUGAGCUGGUGUUGCAGAAGUGGUUCACCGAUCUUUCAGUCUCACAGCUGAACCGCCUGUUAGAUCUCCUCUACCUCUGUGUUUCUUGCUUUGAAUACAAGGCCCAUGUUGUGUUCACCAUGCAGGGGAAGAAAGCAUUCGAGCGCAUGAACAGUCUGACUUUCAAAAAGUCGAAAGACAUGAAGGCCAAGCUGGAGGAGGCCAUCCUGGGGAGCAUCGGUGCCAGGCAGGAGAUGGUGCGACGCAGCCGUGGGCAGCUAGAGCGUAGUCCUUCAGGCAGUGCCUUUGGCAGCCAGGAGAAUCUGCGCUGGAGAAAAGACAUGACCCACUGGAGGCAGAACAGUGAGAGAUUAGACAAGAGUCACAGAUCACACAGGACAAGAGCAGAGUUGGAGCAUGAAGCACUUAUUGACGGUAACCUUGCGACAGAGGCCAACUUGAUCAUUCUUGAUACUUUGGAGAUCAUUGUGCAGACCGUAUCGGUGACAGAGUCCAAAGAGAGUAUCCUCGGUGGGGUGCUGAAAGUGUUGCUUCACAGUAUGGCCUGUAAUCAAAGCGCCCUCUACCUUCAGCACUGUUUUGCUACACAGCGAGCACUUGUGUCAAAGUUUCCUGAACUGCUGUUUGAAGAGGAGACAGAGCAGUGUGCUGACCUGUGCUUACGACUGCUAAGGAGCUGCAGUAGCAGUAUAAGCACCAUCAGGGCCCACGCCAGCGCAUCACUCUACCUCCUCAUGAGGCAGAACUUUGAGAUUGGCAACAAUUUUGCAAGGGUGAAGAUGCAGGUGACGAUGUCUCUUUCAUCAUUGGUGGGAACAUCCCAGAAUUUUAAUGAGGAGUUCCUGCGUCGCUCUCUGAAGACCAUCCUUACUUAUGCAGAGGAGGACCUCGAGCUUCGGGAAACAACUUUUCCAGACCAGGUGCAAGACCUUGUUUUUAACUUGCACAUGAUUCUGUCUGACACGGUCAAGAUGAAGGAACACCAGGAAGAUCCUGAGAUGCUAAUUGAUCUCAUGUACAGGUACUGUACAAAGCUGAUGAAUGUUCAGGAAAAUCAAUUUUAGUGUAUCCCUCUUUUG
This is a messenger RNA of Hippocampus comes (tiger tail seahorse), 5346 nucleotides long. It is a transcript of the gene dock7, whose product is annotated as dedicator of cytokinesis 7. Lineage: Eukaryota; Metazoa; Chordata; Actinopteri; Syngnathiformes; Syngnathidae. The record is from RefSeq and is a predicted model, not a curated record. The transcript has 41 exons. Bases 217 to 5331 code for a protein of 1704 amino acids. Gene Ontology annotation, molecular function: guanyl-nucleotide exchange factor activity. Gene Ontology annotation, biological process: axonogenesis; small GTPase-mediated signal transduction; positive regulation of GTPase activity.